AUGCUACAUUUGCAGCUAGAUCGUAGUACAGAAGAGGAUAUUAGAGCUGCACAGUCAAUUUUUGCACAAGUGAACGUCUACAUCGCACUACUUAACGAUUCUAACUACGAGGAGUUAGAGAAGCAAAUCCAACUUAUACUAGAAAAGUCUCCGGUCUUUGUUUAUAUCAAAUAUUGGAAGAAGCUAUUGCUAUUAACUUCCCAGCAUAUCAAAGAGUAUCAGCAGCUGGAGUUAAGCAAGCCCACGCAUCGGCUUCUGUACUUCUUAUUCCAAGAACUUGAGUAUAAAAGUUCAGAAGUUAUAGAAUCAGUUAGAUCGAAUAUUUUUGAAAACAGUUCGUUUUUAAACCAGAUAAAUCUUUCCAAGAAGGAUAUCUUAUCCGUUUUAACAGUUUCCGAGGAUAAAAGGAUUAUAGAUAGAUUGGUUCCGGAAGACUACAUUAAUAGGUUGAAAAAAAUCAGACAGUUGCAAAUGAAUACCUCACAAGCUCUCCAGGAGUUCAUUGCUAAAGAGUCAUCUCAAACUGUUGAAGCAAACCUAUCAAGUUUGUUAUUUUCAUUGGAAGGUGAAAGCUUAAAUGAUUUUAUUGCGUUAAUUUUAUCAGAGGUACUUUCACCAGGCUCACAAGAUUUACAGUCAUCUCCAAACAGUUGGUUCACCCCUAUAGCUAUUCCGGAAGCUACAAAAAGAGGUAUCCAGAUAUCAAAUGCCCUUUCAAAACUAAGUGCAUCUGCUAUUAACUGGAAUCGGGUUUUUAACCUUAUGUCCACAAAAUAUUUCUUAAACCGGGCGAUAACCCCUACGUUAGCUUCGUUAAGUUGCCUAUUCGGUGUUCUGAACAAUGGUGCUCUCAUUGACCAGUUUUUUAAUUGUGACUGGAAUCUAAUUUUUAAACUUAAUUUAGCCAUAUUAAUGCACCAAUGGAGCACGCAAAAAGGAUGCAUUGAUCUUUUACAGAAUCAGGAUCUCAGGAAAGUUUCUAACAUUAUCCCCAACUCUAAGAACUCAUUGUUAUAUCUCUUAUCUGUGGCAAAGCUAGAUAUUGAGCUAUUUCUGUCCAGAGAGGAAUUCGGUUCCAGUCCAAUGUUUCAGCUUUUCCAUGAUUGUUUCUUUGAUGAUUAUAAUCUGGUGCCAGAAUAUUUAGCACUAACCUUAAUUUCCGAGACCAAACAUUUUAGCCUGAUGGUUGAAAAUAAGAGUAUUAUUAACGAAUUGCUUGUGACAUUAAUGGUCCAAGUGUUUGAAAAGUCACCCAUGGUUUUUGGUGAGCUGAUCAAGAGAAUUCCAAAUAUUAAGAUUAUUGAGGUGGGUAGGAUUAUAACUAACAAAGAAACCACUCCUUUGGCUAACUUUGUUCAGAUACUUUAUGAAGAGAAGAAGUUAGAGGAUUUUAUCGAAAGCGUUCCCUUUAAUGAAUCAUUGAAAAUAACGCCUAGCGCGAGAAAAGUUGGUUGGACAGGCUUUGAGGAGUUCAUGCAGUCAAAACUAUCUCUUGAUUCUGUUGAUAUUAUAAUAGAUUUUAUCGAACUACAGUCUACUAUGGACGAUCAAAAUACCCCAUUUAGAUCAUCGAGGGUGUAUGAUCUGCCGGCAUUGUACUUUGUUGUGAAUUUGUUGGACACUUAUACGUUACCAAAGGAAACAAGGACCAGAUUAAAUGAAGUACAGUAUAAGCUGUUAAACACUUUCCCUAGAUUAAUAAAUUUUGGUCAUGGUCAUGAUGAAGCUAUUUUAGCAAAUGGUGAUCUAGUUCCUAUUCCAACAGAUGUUGAAAAAGAAAUGCAAAUGUACCUACAAAAGAUGUACAAUAAGGAAAUGCAGAUAAAAGACAUUGUUGAUAUUCUUAGAAAGUUAAGGGACAGUGAUAAUCCUCGUGACCAAGACAUAUUUUCUUGCAUUACGCAUGCUGUAAUUGCCGAGACGAAGUUUUUUAAAGAGUAUCCUUUGGAGGCUUUAGCCACCACCUCUGUUUUAUUUGGAUCUAUGAUUCUAUUUGAUUUAUUACGUGGUUUUGUAUUGGAUGUGGCGUUUAAAAUUAUUGCUGAUUUUGCAAAAGAAGGUCCUGAGUCAAAGAUGUUCAAGUUCUCAGUGCAAGCCUUAUAUGCAUUUAGGAUUCGUCUCCAUGAAUUCCCCAGCUUUUGUAAGUCUUUAGUUGAUGAUAUUCCAAGUUUACAAUCACAACCUCAAAUUUUUCAAAUCUUAGCAGAGUCUGCAGCUCAAUCCAAAGGCCAGGAUACUAGUGGAUCCCGAAACGUUCAACAAAUUCCGGAUAUGAUUACUUUAAAUUACUUUAAUGUUAAUGAAACUCCUAUCACUGUUCCACAAGAAAAUCCACCUAGGGAAGUUACUGAAAAGGUUUUAUUUGUUGUCAAUAAUAUCAUAAUGGAUAAUAUUAAGGAGAAAAUUAAUGAUUUAAAUGCUGUCCUGGAAGAGAAAUAUUACGCAUGGUUUUCAAAUUAUUUAGUCAAUCAAAGAGCUAAAAUAGAGCCGAAUUAUCACAAACUUUAUGCAGAAUUGUUGACUUCUGUUGAUUCCAAGCUUUUGCACAAGUUUAUGUUGAAUUCAACCUAUAAACAACUAUAUUUUCUACUCUCAACAAAAGAUGUUUCCUCUAAUGAUAAAAAUCAUUUGAAGAACUUAGGUGCUUGGUUAGGUCAUAUGACGCUGGCAGUAGAUAAGCCUAUCAGACAUCGCAACAUUGCAUUUAGGGAACUGCUGCUUGAUGCUCAUAAACAGGGAAGAUUGGAUGUUGUUGUUCCGUUUGUAACCAAGGUUUUACAACAGGCGGCUGAAUCUAAAGUUUUUAAACCACCGAGCCCAUGGAUUGUUGGUAUAUUAAGGGUUCUUUUGGAGUUAAAUGAAAAGGCAAACUGGAAAUUGAGUUUGACUUUUGAAGUUGAGGUGUUAUUCAAGGCUUUGAAUUUAAAACUUGCCGAAUUAAAGCCUACAAAUUUCAUGGAGGUCCCUGAAGUGACAGAAUAUUUGGCUGGGAAUUUAAGAACAUUGACAAUAGAACAGCAGCAGCUUGAGCAGCAGCAGCAGCUACUGUCUAUGCAGACAUAUCAACAGCAAAUGGCGUUGUUGCAUAGACAACAGCAGCAACAGCAACAACAACAACAACAGCAGCAGCAGCAGCAGCAACAACAACAACAACAGCAGCAGCAGCAGCAGCAGCAGCGUGCUAUGUCUAAUGGUUUGAAUCUGUAUACUGAACAGAAUACUAUGGAUGGCGAUGGAAUAUUCAAUAAUUUAGUUGGUCAGUCUGCUUUUGUCACACAUCCCGAUUUAAAGCUUUUAUUUAUGAUGGCAAUGUCUAGAGCUAUAAGGGAAAUACUGGUGCCAGCUGUUGAAAAGUCAGCCAGCAUAGCUGUUAUUACCACCAUCAGUAUUAUGCUGAAAGAUUUUGCUACCGAGGUGGAUGAAAUCAAAUUAAAGUCUGCUGCAUUAGGUAUGGUGCGAAAGUUGGCGCAAAGUUUAGCUCAUUCCACAUCUGUUGAACUGCUGAAAGAAAACAUCCGUAAUCAUACUCAAGCCCUAACCCCUAAUUUGAUAAGCAUGAACAUGAGUCACUCUCCAUUAGAUGAGUUGAACAUGGCUAUUGAUGAUAACAUUAAUGGAGCGUUAGCUCCCAUUGAAAAGGCAGCAAUGGAUAAAGUUACCCAGGAUAUUGGUGAACAAUUAAUGCAAGCGAUUGCAAUUCGUCGUUAUCAUAAAGAAAGGAGAGUUGAUCAGCCGUUCCUGGCACCGAACGCUAAUAAUUAUGCCCUAACUUUACCAGAACCAUUGGGUUUGAAAACGACAGGUAUAACCCAACAGCAGUUUUUGAUUUACGAAGAAUUUUCUAAGUUGAACGUUAUACCGGAACAAGCUGUAACUAUUAACCAAACCCAUGCUCCACCUACUCAACAACAAGUAACUAACAACACACAACAGCUGCAACAACAGAAACAGCUACUGUUGCAGCAAUUGCAACAGAACCAGGGCCGGAUUCAAGCGGAUAUUAAUGUUCAUCAACAGCAAGCUAUGGCACCCCAACCUCAGAUUCAGCAGCCCAUUAAUCCAAUCCAAAGUGAGUUAGAACAAAACCAAAAGGUUUUAGUUCAGUUUAUGGAUAGACUGGUAUUGAAUAUUAAGGAAAACGCUGAUAAGAAGCUCUCUGAUUUGGGCAAUGACAAUGCUAUAAAGGAAACUAUUUAUCAGAUAUUAACAUUUAUCGCGAGAAGUGCACAAAAAGAUCAAUUAGCAUUGAAGGUGUCACAGGCAGUUGUAAAUAGUCUUUUUGGUACCAGUGAGAGUGUUUUGUGCAGAGAAGUUCUAUCAUUGUUGUUAGAGAAAUUGUGUUCAUUGUCUAUAGUUGCGAGAAAAGAUGUUGUUUGGUGGCUCGUAUAUGCUCUAGAUCCAAGAAAGUUUAAUGUUCCAGUAAUUCGUUCGUUGAUUGAGGUAAAUUUGAUUGAUAUUGCUGAAUUAGAUGUUGUAUUGGUAACAGCUAUGAAAAACUCGAUGGAUGGUGCUGUGAAGUUUGCCAUCAAUUUAAUUCGGGACACCACACUGUCAAAUAAUCCGUUACUAAUGCGUUUAGAUUUCAUUUGUACUCUAGAGUAUCUCCGAUUGUACAAUACUGAAGAGACCAAUGCUUUCUUUAAGGAUUUUGAAGAAUCCAGAAUCUUUCCAGCUGCUAAAAAUACAAAUGUUACCGAAAAAGAGCGUAUAUGGUUGGUGUUUACAGAUUGGGUUAAACUAUUGCAACGUGUGAGCAGUGAUGACAUUGUAACGAUUGUUUUUAUAAGGCAAUUGAUGGAUAAGGGUGUCGUAAACUCUAGUGACAAGAUCGUUGAAUUCGUAAAAGCUUCACUUGAGUUAUCAGUGAGUUCCUUUAAAGAAAGUGAUCCUACUGGCGAAGUUUUCACUGCAAUUGAUGCUUUGAGUAAUCUAAUUGUUAAGCUGAUUUAUCUACAAGAUUUCAGCGAAACUAGCAGAGCUGAUUACUUAACUUUGAUCUUUUCAGCUGUCACUUUAGUUUUUUCUAAAGAUCAUGAGAUUAACGACGUUACCUUCAAUGAAAGACCUUACUUUAGGUUUUUCUCCAGUUUACUAUGCGAAUGGGAGAACUUGCGCGGUCAUUCUUUCGUAAAAGUCAGAUCUGAUGUCUGCAGGAAUGAGCUGAUUGAAUUUGAUCCUGUAUUUUACAACAUAUUUGCAUCAUUCAUGCAUAGCUACCAAGCGAUUGCAUUCCCAGGGUUUGCGUUUGCUUGGAUCACAUUAAUCUCACAUAGGAUGUUUUUACCAAAUGUUUUCAGAUUGCCUAAUAAAGCUGGUUGGAGAAGUACGGUUCUUCUACUUUCUGACCUUUUGAAGUUCUUAGCUCAAUACAUCAAAAGAGGUGAAACCUCUGAUGCAAUUUCUGUUGUUUACAAAGGCACUCUUCGUAUCUUUUUGGCAAUUGCAAACGAUGUUCCUGAAUUUUUGGUGGAGAACCACUACCAGUUAAUUAACAACGUCCCUGUUUCAUGCAUUCAAUUGAAAAAUAUCAUCCUAGCAGCUUUCCCGAAAAAAAUGCUUCUUCCAGAUCCAUAUAAGUCUGAUUUAGACUUAGAUCACAUAGAGUUGUGCGAAAUCCCUCCAAAUGUUUUCUACGACCCGGUCCAAGAUUUAAAGAAUUUAAAAAAGCCGGUAGAUAAUUACUUGAGAAUCCCAUCUGCAUCAUUACUUCGUACGGUUUCUUCUGGUAUUUUCCGUACUGAAUAUGAGAGAGAAGCUGGUAUAGGCUAUGACGUCAAUACUAUUGACGUGAAACUAAUCCAUGCAAUUGUGUUACAUGUUGGAAUGGAGGCCGCUUUGGAAAAACAGAAGACUUCCUUUAAUGCUGUAUUCAAUACCAAAUCAUCAUACUAUACUUUUUUAAGCGGAAUGAUCAGCGAUGGAUCCGAUGAAGUAAAAUUCCAUUUGAUUCAGGCCAUGGUGAAUCAACUAAGGUACCCGAAUGCGCACAUUCACUGGUUCAAUUACGUCCUGAGAAGUAUGUUUGUUUCUGAUCAAUGGGGGGAUCAAACUUUGCAAGUUCAAGAAAUCAUUAUUAGAAGUUUACUAGAAAGAAUCAUCACGAGCAAACCGCACUGUUGGGGUGUUGUGGUGACGUUUGUUGGAUUAUUAAGAACCGAAGAUGUAAACUUAUUGGAAUUGCCGUUUAUCAAAGAUACACCUGAAAUGAAAUUAAUUUUCCAAAACUUAUCAAAGUAUCUAGUCAACUCUACUUUUUCAGUUAGUGGUGCUGUUCAAGAAGCACCAUUAGAGCAGAAGUCUUAG
This is a messenger RNA of Eremothecium cymbalariae DBVPG#7215, 6303 nucleotides long. RefSeq names its product CCR4-NOT core subunit CDC39 (gene CDC39). The transcript has a single exon. Gene Ontology annotation, molecular function: molecular adaptor activity. NCBI's taxonomy places the organism in Eukaryota, Fungi, Ascomycota, Saccharomycetes, Saccharomycetales, Saccharomycetaceae. Gene Ontology annotation, cellular component: CCR4-NOT core complex; P-body. Bases 1 to 6303 code for a protein of 2100 amino acids. Gene Ontology annotation, biological process: nuclear-transcribed mRNA catabolic process, deadenylation-dependent decay. The record is from RefSeq and is a predicted model, not a curated record.